UAUAAAAAAGAAAAGUUGGUAUGAAAUGGCAAUGGGAGAUAAGAGAAAGGAAGAGCCACAGCUCAUGGCAUAUAUUCCCCCUAACUUAACCCCACUUAUGUUUCCAGAUAUGGAGUGAGAACAUAGGACAGGCCACCAACUGCAACCAAAAUUAUAAAGACAAUUAUAGCUGCCACAUAUUAUUCAAUCCAUUCCUAAAAGGAACAGAAACCCAUAUAUGUGUUUCAGUUUUUCUACUUGUCUCUCAUCCUAGAAACAUAAACCAGUCUGCAAAACAUGCAAAAUCAGAAUAUGAACUUGGUUUUGUCUACUGAUACUAAGCCUAGGCUAAAAUGGACUCCAGAACUUCAUCAAAGAUUUGUAGAAGCAGUCAAUCAGCUUGGAGGUGCAGACAAGGCAACACCAAAAAGUUUGAUGAGAGUGAUGGGGAUUCCUGGACUUACUUUGUACCAUCUAAAAAGCCAUUUACAGAAAUACAGGCUGGGGAAAAGCCAACAGACUGAAACCUGCAUUGAGAAUAAGCAAGAUUGCAGAGAGACUCAAAGCAGUGAUGGGAAUCUCAGUAGGAAUACCAGUGAUAGAACCCCAAUCAGUUUAAUGACAUCAUCAAAUACGUUCAAACUUCAAUCAAAUGGGAAUUUAUAUUUUCAGGUACAGCGACAUUUGCAGCUGAGAAUUGAAGCUCAAGGGAAGUACUUACAGUCUGUCUUAAAGAAAGCUCAAGAAACGCUUGCAGGGUAUAAUCUUCUGCUUGGGAGUAGAACUUGCAAAAGCAGAACUUCCCAGUUAGUUUCAAUGGUUAUUGGCUGCCCGAGUUCUUCAGUUUCAGAACUAACAGAAGCAGAACUUCAAGUUUAAAAUAUCAAAAGCAAACAAAUGAGAAACACAAUUUGCUCCGUGGAAAGCUCUUUGACAUCAUCUAGAGUUUGGGAGAAAGGAAGAGAAACAAACAAUGAACGAGAUCGGCGACACGCAUAAAUAUACAACCCUUCUGUUGAACUUCCAUUGAUGGAUAUUCAUAGUGGAAAGAGAAGCGGAAGUA
Pistacia vera is the source of this 1042-nucleotide messenger RNA. RefSeq names its product myb family transcription factor PHL8-like. NCBI's taxonomy places the organism in Eukaryota, Viridiplantae, Streptophyta, Magnoliopsida, Sapindales, Anacardiaceae. The record is from RefSeq and is a predicted model, not a curated record. Gene Ontology annotation, molecular function: DNA-binding transcription factor activity; DNA binding.